Messenger RNA from Hydatigera taeniaeformis, 5094 nucleotides. The record is from the annotation of a GenBank genome assembly. NCBI's taxonomy places the organism in Eukaryota, Metazoa, Platyhelminthes, Cestoda, Cyclophyllidea, Taeniidae.
AUGGAACCAGCUGAUGCGUUUGAGAUAGCGCUUCAAGGUCUCACAGCAAAGGACGAUUCGCUGUCGGUGCCAGUUACCGAGCAAGUUUCACCAGAUUCUGCCAUAGUGGCUGACGUCAGGCCAGUCGAAUCGGAUAGUAAUCAGGAGGAUUCUGGACUUGAUAUCAUUUCGAAAGCUCUGAAGAGCGCUGGUAUUACGCCCUCAGAAGAGGCUUCCACUCCAGUUGCUACCGUAGCACCUGCGUCGGUUUACACUGUUAUUGGUCCCGCAGGAAACCCACUAGUUCAGAUGCCCUCGGUUACCAGCACUCAGCUGAGGGUUCCAACCAUCUCCGGCGUUGCCAGCCGCCUCAUUAAGCUUUCCAAGGUUUCUCGUGCUCCCACUAUAAUUCGGAAAAGGCAAAGUAUGGAGCCAGUAACUUUUCCUCCUGUGAAGUUCAUUCGCCGCGGUGACGUUCCCAACAAUGGACCUGUCAAAAUCGACACCGUAUCGGAUGUAAAAUUUAGAACUCAAACGCUGGGAUCCCAAAGGAUUCCUAUGAACUAUCCCCUGAAUUUCCUCUCCCAGAAGAGAGAUGAGGAGAUCGAGGAGGACGAUUCUGAUGAUUUAGCUCAAGCUGAGACGUACGCCGAUUAUGUUCCUGCUAAGCUUCACCUUGGCUGCAGACACCCUGACCCCAUCGUUGAGUCCAGCACUCUCUCUAGCGUCUCCCCACCGGACAUUCACUACGACCUACGCCUCCCUCGUGAAGUCAUUGAUAGUGGUCGGCUUUCGGCUCUCCAAUUGGAGGCAGUUGUUUACGCGAGUCAACGCCAUGAAUGCAUCCUGCCGAAUGGGCAGCGGGCUGGCUUUUUGAUCGGUGAUGGUGCUGGUGUUGGUAAAGGUCGAACUAUCGCUGCCAUUAUCUACGAAAAUUACAUGCAGCAUCGGAAGAAGGCUAUUUGGCUAUCGGUUUCUAACGAUUUGCGUGUUGAUGCCGAGCGUGAUCUCCGUGAUGUUGGCCUUACGAAGCUUGAAGUUCAUUCGCUUAAUAAGUUUCGGUAUGCGAAGAUUUCUGGCAAGUUGAAUGGAAGUGUGAAAAAAGGGGUUCUUUUUUCCACCUACUCUUCCCUUAUUGGCGAAAGUCAGGGUGGCGCGAAGGCCAAGUAUAAGACACGUCUCAAGCAAAUUGUUCACUGGUGUGGGAAGGAUUUUGACGGCGUGAUUGUAUUCGAUGAAUGUCAUCGAGCCAAAAAUCUUACUCCCAGUGGUUCACAGAAGCCUACCAAAACGGGUUUGACUGUGUUGGAGCUUCAGAAUCGCUUGCCGAAUGCUCGAAUCGUCUACGCCUCGGCUACUGGCGCAACAGAGCCACGAAACAUGGCCUAUAUGACGCGGCUCGGUCUCUGGGGCGGGGGUACCCCAUUUAAGGAAUUUAAUUCCUUCAUUCAGUUCAUCGAACGUCGGGGUGUGGGUGGCAUGGAGCUUGUCGCCAUGGACAUGAAACUCAGAGGGAUGUAUAUAGCGCGUCAAUUAAGUUUCCAUGGUGUCAAGUUUACGAUCAGACCCGUCCAGAUUGAGUACGUGAUGCUAAAUGGCCAGUCCUUCGUUAAUGUAUAUAACCAAUCUGCAGACUUGUGGGUUCGUGCUUACGAAUACUUCUCAGAAGCCGCUCGGCUAAUCAAUGCAUCUGACAAGUACCGCAAAACCAUGUGGGGUCAAUUUUGGUCUGCGCAUCAGCGUUUCUUUAAGUACCUCUGCAUAGCAGCCAAGGUUGACGCCUGUGUUGAAUUGUGCAAAAUGGCGCUCAAUGCCGAGAAGUGCGUGGUCAUCGGUCUUCAAUCAACUGGUGAGGCAAAAACGCUCGAACAAGUGGAGGAAUUUGGAACAGACCUAGGGGAAUUCGUUUCUACAGCUAAGGGAGUUCUACAAUCGUUGGUUGAAAGAUAUUUCCCAACAGCAUCAAACCUAGAGAAUUUUACAGCCCGUGGUGAAAAGCUUACCAUUGCUGGUGAUCGCUCAUCUUCAACUACCCUUACUCGAGCUGGCAGAGCUGUUGCUGGAGGCAAGGGCAGUGGACUCGGUUUGAAAGACAUCCUUGGUGAAAAAGCCUUUGCUAAAUUGAUUGCUGGUGGAUCUCUUACCGGUUACGACGAUGAUGAAUCGGAUAAGGGUAACUUGGGAAAUGCUGCUGCGGGGAACAAAAAGGGCGAUUCAGAUGACGCUGAUUCCGAUGACGAUGAUGAUGACGAUGAUGAAUGGGGUAACGAAUCGGAGAGUCAUUCGAAAGUUGACGGCGAUGGCACGUCUUCGGAGUAUUAUGACUCUGACCUCGAAAUAAGCAACAGUAACCGGAGCGGUAUGAAGAGAACGAAGAAACCGCGAAUUGGCACUGCAAGUAAACGAAAGCAGGUGUAUGAGAGUGACGCUGCGGCGGACUCUGAUGACGACGACAUGGACUACGAUGCCAUGUGCGACACCUUCUUUGCUCGCCAGAGGGAGAAGGUGGCAAGGCAGAAUGAUUCUCUCUGGGCAGAUGAGUCGACACGCAACCUCUCCGCCAAAUAUUUCUUGGAUUCCAAGUCGCAAGACGGCAUGCUAACUUCCAACGGCAACAUUUCUUUGGAGGAGGCGCGAAAAAAAUGCGAUGGAAUGAAGGAACUCCUUCUGGGACAUAUUGAAAGAAUCGGCAGGUAUCUUCCUCCCUCGUCUCUGGAUGAGCUGAUUGAAAAGUUGGGUGGUCCAUCAAGGGUGGCCGAAAUGACUGGUCGUCGCGGUCGUGUGGUCAUGAACGAUUCUGGUCGUGCUCUUUACGAAUCCCGACGUGAGGGUGAUUGUGCGAUGGAGACCAUUAAUCUGAUGGAGAAACAGCGCUUCAUGGAUGGAGAAAAAUUGAUUGCCAUAGUAUCGGAGGCUGCCUCCUCCGGCAUUUCGCUCCAGGCUGAUCGUCGCGCGAAGAAUCAACGACGCCGUGUUCACAUCACUCUUGAGCUCCCCUGGUCCGCUGAUCGUGCGAUUCAACAAUUUGGCCGAACGCAUCGUUCUAACCAGGUCAGCUCGCCUGAAUAUAUCUUCCUCAUUUCUGAUCUGGCAGGAGAACAACGUUUUGCAUCAACUGUGGCUAAGCGCCUCGAAUCUCUCGGAGCUUUGACUCAUGGCGAUCGUCGAGCCACGGAGACUCGCGAUCUCUCCCGUUUUAACAUUGACACGAAGCUUGGUCGCGAGGCUCUUGAUAUCGUCCUCAAGACAUGCAUUUGGGGGGAGGAGGGGAUUAUCAAACCACCAGCAGAUUAUCGUUCAGAAGAUCCGAUCAUCACAGAUACCAAGUCUCUGGAGUCCCUUCCACCGGCGUUGCGACCUUAUUACCAAUUCCUGUCAGACGUUAAGUCGGGGUUGCAAGGUGUAGGGUUUCUCAAUGGACGAACACGAGACAAAGACAGUCGUCAUAUGGUGAAGUUUCUCAAUCGGAUUCUUGGACUCCACGUACAUACUCAGAACGCGUUCUUUCAAUAUUUUUCUGAUACUCUGGAAGAACUAGUGCGAAGAGCGAAGCGCGGCAACCGUCUGGAUUUAGGCAUUAUGGAUUUAGGCACUACCGGUCAGAACUUAGAGAUUGUCUGGACUCAAAAAUUUGAUACGCGUUUCCUGUCUGAUUCCACUCAAGUGUGCCUGCACAAAGUCACCACUCAACGAGGUGUCAGCUGGGCCUCUGCUAUGGAGCUUUACGCGCAGCACGACGGUGAUGAGGAUGGUUUCUACCUUCCAAAGCAGACCACGGUGUCUCGAGUGAUGCCUUUGCUAGCCUUUUGCCUACGCAACAAAUUUGGGGAUGAUGGGGAUAGGGAGAGAAGGAAGAUGAAGCGUCUUUAUCGGGUGUAUAGACCGAACACGGGGAUGCAGUCUGAGCCUAUGGAGUACGGUAAGCUGACAGAACAGUAUGUCAAAGUUUCCAAUCCCACCGACUGCCAAGAACAUUGGUCCACUAUCUACGACGAGUCUGCCACUAAGUGUAUCCACCUUAUUCAACGCAAUCACUGCAAUCGUCUUAGUGUACGUAAUCCUCAGGGACGAUCAGGCAUUUGUGAGGUCGGUCUCCGGGAGCGCACCUAUUAUGUACUUAGUGGAUCUGUCAUGAACGUAUGGACGCAUGUGGAGCGAGUACUGACGAACCGGGUCGGUAAUUCUCCGUCGAUGCAAGUGGUCCGCCUGAAACCGAAGGAUGGAAAGCGAAUUGUAGGAGUGCUCAUCCCUCAAGAUGGUGUAGAGGCCGUCCUUGAAUGCCUUAAUGCUCUUCAAUCCAAUCCAGAUGGCAUUCACAUCCAACCAGGUCCUUUAUCCUCUGGCUCUUCCCAACCAAUUCAACAAGUCAAAAGUAUUUCGCGAUCUUCCUUGUCCCCUCUUGUCAGCACCGGGCAGCCAUCUAUCGUGAUAGGCAAGCCUCCUGUGAGGUUCACCGUUGCUAACUCUACUAACGUUAAUCACACCUCCAUGACGCGUAACCCUACACGCAAUUUCGGGAGCAUCACAACCGGUGUCGCUCCUUCCGAAGUUCCCGCUUUUCUUUCCCCUCGUAUGUCUUUCACUGGUCUUCAUCGGACUCAGAGUCGAUUCCCACUGGCCUCCCGUUCCCAAUCCCGACUCGAGGCCGCUUUCCAGACUCAGCCCACUUCACAGCCACGUAAUGCUGCGUCGCAGCGCGUUUUCACCGCCACCAACGGACUAUCACCACAGUCAUUCUCCUCACAGGGAUUUGCUAACCCACGAGGUUCGCAACCGCCUCGUCCAUCUUCCACUAGGAUUGCUGCUCCUCGUACGGGAAGGAUUAACUGGGUCAGCCAAGACAAUGGCUACUAUGUCAACAAUCCUGUCGUGCAAGGCGUUCUUCAGCCUCGUUUACCAUCACAACAGCAGCUGGUGCAAUUGCAACAGGUUUAUUGCCAACCGCAACGGCAGCAGCCACCACAACAACAAUCUCGUCAAUUCCCUCAAGUAUCCUCAACACUUGUACCUGCCUCCAAUCCUAAUAGCUCUGCUAAUCCGCCAGUUCGGGCGGCUGUCGCCCAGCCUACACAGAAACCCUUUAAAAUGAAAUUUGUUUGGAAGGGUGGUAAUUAA